Molecule: messenger RNA, 660 nt
Organism: Linum trigynum
Lineage: Eukaryota; Viridiplantae; Streptophyta; Magnoliopsida; Malpighiales; Linaceae
Source: the annotation of a GenBank genome assembly
AUGGCGACGGUUAUAGGUUCACAGGCUGCUGUUGAUCCUAGCCUGACGGGAGAGUUGUUGCGGUCAACGACGAGCAAGGUGGAGCCCGAGUCACAAGCAGCAGUGAAUGGAGGUUUUGGCGGGGAUCAAUAUCCACCGGCAAAGAACCCGAUCAUGUCACCUAUGAAGUGGCCAAUUGUGGUGGCGUCUGCAGCCGUCAAGACAAGCGUCGAAGAGGAGUCUCACCAAGAAGCGGAGUGCGGUGGGGAUAAGCCUGGAGGAACCGUCGUCGGUCACAGCUGGGGAGGUUUGGCGAGCGACCAUGACGAUGACAGGUCGGCGGCUGUGCUAGGUCAGGGAUCACGACGAGCCGGAUCGACUAUUGGGCCGUCAAAUGUCGUCUGUGGGCCAGAAUUACAGCCUGUUUAUGUUUUGGAUAGCAUGCAGAUUCAAGUACCCCUUGGGCCGGGAAUGGGUGGAUUAACCGUAGCAUUAUUGUUUGGGGUUGGACCGGCGAAGCAAGAAGGCCAUGAAAUCGCUGCGCGAACUUCUCUUGAAGGAAAGGACGUCGAAAUUCAUGGAAUCUGGGCCGGUGAUUUUGCUGAUUCAAAGCGUGGCAUAUUGAUUGACCGGUGCAAGUUUGGGUUCAAAAUGAAGGAGGUGAGGUCGAUUAAUGAAUAG